This is a messenger RNA of Fusarium venenatum, 489 nucleotides long. Lineage: Eukaryota; Fungi; Ascomycota; Sordariomycetes; Hypocreales; Nectriaceae. The record is from RefSeq and is a predicted model, not a curated record.
AUGCGCCUUGAAGAACAGUUCAAGGUGCUUCUUAAAACCCCCUUAUCACAAGUGGGUCACAGUCCUUCCACCGAAGUCAUUAUCAUUGACGCCCUCGAUGAAUGUGUUGAUUUCUUUCAGGUGGGUACGGUCAUUGGUCUACUGGCCAGUCUGAAGAGGUUGGACGGCAUAAGACUUUAUUUCCUGAUUAGCAGCCCUAACGAGGACCGAAUACGCGCAGCGAUUGAACGUCAAGAGAAUGACACAAUAUCACUAGCCACCAAAUACCACGACGAUAAUGUCUCGGAUAACAAGUCCAUUCUGACUAUUAACUUCCAAAGAAUCAGGAAAGAAAAAAGAAUUGAGUCGACCUGGCCGACAGAAAAGCAGUUCCCAGUGGUACACCGGUCCAUCAACCCAUCCCCACUCUUCAUCUAUGCAACAACCCUUCUCCGGUUUUUGGGUGAUGGGACACGACUCGGAAUUCCAAAGAAACGCCUGAAAAGUUGA